Scatophagus argus is the source of this 1873-nucleotide messenger RNA. RefSeq names its product coiled-coil domain containing 92Ba (gene ccdc92ba). The record is from RefSeq and is a predicted model, not a curated record. Bases 191 to 1234 code for a protein of 347 amino acids. NCBI's taxonomy places the organism in Eukaryota, Metazoa, Chordata, Actinopteri, Scatophagidae. The transcript has 4 exons.
ACUGCGCACUUUCCCCAGUGGGCUUUCCUAUCGACCGAUUUGAACACAUCCUCCUCCUCCUCCUCUUCCUAACGAUGCUCGACACGGAUGGUGCAGCAAGCAGCGGUUUUGCCGGAGAAGCGCGGUGCCAUGCAUCGAGGUGGUUUUGCGUUUAUACGCAGCUGUCCUGCCUCUAAUCAAACGGCGUCACAUGCAGCUGAGAAGCACUUCAACGCUUCUGAUGAAAUGUCUUCGGGUGAAUGCCGCAGCGGACAGGAUUUGGACCGGGACUGGAUGCCAGCAUGCGCGGACCGGAGGACGUUUUUAUAACGAAUCAUUUGCAUUAGAUUUCGACUCCAUCAUGGGUGAUGAGAGCAGCCUGACUCGGCAGGUGGAGAGCGUAGAGAGGAGCGUGGUGUUCCUCAGGCAGGAGCACCUCACUUUACUCCAUGGCCUCCACCUGGAGAUCCUCUCCCUGCAGAAACGCUGCUCAGAGUUGACAAGCGAGCUGAAGGUGAAGCCUCCAGGCAGAAGCCAAAUAGAGUUACAGGAGGAAGAGGAGGUCCUGGAGGCCAGGUGUCGGCACGUGGAAAACCGCUUGGCGGAGCGGGAGAACACCUUAGGAGAGCUUCGGAAGGAGCUGAGUCACAAAGGGGCUUUGGUGGGCGCCCUCAGAGCCAAUCUCAAGGAAAAGGAGCGCCACUUCCUGGAAGAGCUCAAACGUCGCAGCCACUGCUCCACCAUCCUUAACACGGAGCUGCAGAAGCAAACUGAGGCAGCAGCGUACCUCUCCUUCCAGCUUCAUGCUGCUAGACAGAAACUGCACCACCAGCGGAUGCAACAGAGGCAGGGACUCCUCGCCAGAGCCAGCAGUCAGGGGGCCCAGUAUGGUGCCGAGCAGAGUUCCCCACAGCUGCCGUCAGGAGCCUCCCCUUCCUCUCCUGUGGUUAAACCCAAGCGUAAGAGUGCUCGGGCAUCUUCGAGAGUGGACCGUGCCCGGGAAUGUGUGCCCAUAGAGAAGGUGAUGGGCCCUGCAGAGCCCACAGCCAUGCCGGACCCUGCGCUCUUCCUCCACCCUCGAAGGCACAGGGCUCGCUCCAGGCACACUGCAGCACAAAGACAGCCUCCACUGGGCCUGGAGAAGGAGGAUGAGGAGGAUGGGGGUGGGGAGGGCCCAGUGGAGCCCCAGGAUGAAGCUGCCAGACUGGUAUCUUCAGCUGCAGUGCCCCCUGCUGCUGAGACGAAGGCAGAUUAGCAACUAGUGAGACCUGUGCUUUUAACUUGCAGUUUGAUUGCUGUAUGAUUAUCUUCUAUCAGACUGUUAACUGUUGUUCUGCACCUUGACUGAAUUGGUACUGAGACUGGUUUUAGCUCUUGAAUUAUAUUACACUUGUAGUAGACAGUUUUUUAAUAUGUACUUUAAUAUGGACCUUAAAUAACUCACAGAAGAAAACUCAGUAAGUGUCACUUUAAGUCAGCUAAACAAAGUUAGAUCAAUUAUCUGUUUACACUGGUGUCACAUGCUCAGUAUACUGUGGAGCCUUAUUUCAAAGCAACCCCUUUUUGGAUUUGUAGUGAUGGUGAGUGUGACCGUGGUAGCAGCCAUUUUAGGCGGACGGGGAGCAACGCCGAGUGGCCCAAACAACUGUGACCUUUCAAGGCCAACCAUAAAUCAACCACGUGGCCAAACGUUUGUGCGGUUCCUGUCUGAGUCACAGCUGAAAAUACCUGAAGUGUGAACAUCUUCGUGAGCCCUCCGUGUGAAAAACAAAUAGAAUGAAAAGGUUUUAUUCUCACUUUGAAAGAAUAAAAAAAAACAGAAACAAUAAGUUGUUAGUAAUCUGACCGCUGCAGUGAUCACACUGUGGACACUUAAUGCCUCUGGCACAGAAAA